ACUCAGUCUCAGACCGUUCAUCAGUAGAGCUCAGGAUAUCAUGGAGACCGAUAUUAAGAUGAUAAUCUGCAUGGCCCUUGCUAUCGUACUGACAGGUGUGGGACACUCUGCAUUGACUGGGAAGAGCCACAGCAGAGGGAGCGACAACCCGAUCCUGCAGUAUGUAGUGAACAACUCACUCAGGGAGCAUCCGGUGCUCACCAAGCUCAAACUGAAAACCUUUGAAGAUGAGUGGAGCAUCAUGAUGGUGUCUGCUGAACAAGCCCAGUUUAUGGCAAAUCUCAUUAAACUGAUAAAUGGAACUAAAGCUAUUGAAAUUGGGAUGUUAACUGGCUACAACACACUGAGCAUGGCUUUGGCCAUGCCGGAGAAUGGACACGUGGUGGCGUGUGAAAUUGAACAAAGCUAUGCGGAGAUUGGCCAACCAUUCUUCAGUGAGGCUGGUGUUGAAAGUAAGAUAGAUGUAAAGCUUCAGCCUGCCUUACAGACACUGGAUGAGCUGAUAGCAGCUGGGGAGGCUGGAACAUAUGACUUUGUGUUCAUUGAUGCUGAUAAAUUAAACUAUGAUAACUACUAUGAGAAGUCCCUUCAGCUCAUAAGAAAAGGAGGCAUCAUUGCGAUUGACAACGUGCUGUGGAGCGGACGGGUCAUAAAUCCAGCACAUGAUGACCACAACUCGCAGGCUCUGGACGCCCUUAAUAAGAAGCUCCACAAAGACGAGAGGAUUGAUCUGAGCAUGCUCACUGUGGCGGAUGGGCUGACCAUUGCUAUUAAACGCUAACUCACUGUCUGGAAGAAGUGAAUUGCCUCCUGUUGACCUGCAAUGAUGCAGUGAAUGCUGGUUUGAUUGCAGAUUAAACAUGUCAACCUUA
Molecule: messenger RNA, 872 nt
Organism: Cheilinus undulatus (humphead wrasse)
Lineage: Eukaryota; Metazoa; Chordata; Actinopteri; Labriformes; Labridae
Gene: comtd1a
Product: catechol-O-methyltransferase domain containing 1
Exons: 7
Coding region: 41-781 (246 amino acids)
Molecular function (GO): O-methyltransferase activity; S-adenosylmethionine-dependent methyltransferase activity
Source: RefSeq, a predicted model, not a curated record